Elephantulus edwardii (Cape elephant shrew) is the source of this 1527-nucleotide messenger RNA. RefSeq names its product coiled-coil domain containing 181 (gene CCDC181). The record is from RefSeq and is a predicted model, not a curated record. Lineage: Eukaryota; Metazoa; Chordata; Mammalia; Macroscelidea; Macroscelididae. Bases 1 to 1527 code for a protein of 508 amino acids. The transcript is spliced from 5 exons. Gene Ontology annotation, molecular function: microtubule binding.
AUGAGUGGAAAUAAAGUCACUGAUUCAAAGGAAAGUGGAGAAUAUGAAGAUGACUUUGAAAAGGAUCUAGAAUGGUUAAUUAAUGAAAAAGAAGAAGAUAGUGUCAACAUAAUAGAGAUGUCUUCGGGGAAGGAAGAAGCUAUUAAUCAAGAAUUAAAUGAGAAUAAAGUAGAAGUAGAGCACAAUGAACAGCUUUCUGAUCCUGAUGAGUCUUUAAAAGAUAAAGUUACAUCAAGAAGAAAUGACUUUAUAUCUGUACCAAGUAGUCAAUCUUCAGAUCCAAUAUCAGAUUCAGAUAGUGACAACUCUUCCCAGGAAUCAAAAAUGGAAAACCAGAAAGACCUGGAGGAAGAAGAGGAUGAGGAAGUAAGGCGAUAUAUUAUGGAGAAAAUUAUACAAGCCAACAGACUUCUACAGAAUCAAGAGCCUGUGAAUGAUAAAAGGGAACGGAAACUUAAAUUCAAGGACAAGUUAGUUGAUCUAGAAGUUCCACCACUGGAAGACACUGAUACUUACAAAAAUUGUUCUGAAAAUGAAAGUAGUAUGUCUGGAAAACUGUCACAGUUAAGCAUUUCCAAAGAAAUUGGGCAUGAAAAUGUGCUCCUAGCUCUUAAUAAUGGAAAUGGUGAAGGACACAAGGACAGGAAGAUAUUAGUAGAGAAAGAUGGAAAGUUUGAACUUCUGAAUUUACAAGACAUUGAGAGCCAGGGGUUUUUGCCACCCAUUAAUAAUGCUAAUAAUACAGAAAAUGAACCUCAGCAGUUAUUGCCUAGAUCAUCCAACUCAUCUGUCAAUGGUGUUAAAAAAGGAGAAGCUGCAGCAAAGAUUCCUGCUUCCACUCACUCAUCAGUAGUAGAGCCACUGACUUAUAUCCCUCAGCCACCAGUCAAUCCUAAGGCUCGCCCAAACUCUGCCGCCAGUGCAGACAAAAGUAAAGGGAGCGGAAGAUCUAAAUACAGGUCUCGCUCUACAAAUACAUCUCCAGUGACGUCAACAUACUGUCUUUCCCCUCGACAGAAAGAGCUACAAAAACAGCUAGAACAGAGAAGAGAAAAGCUAAAGAAAGAGGAAGAACAACGGAAAAUAGAAGAAGAGAAAGAAAAGAAGAAAGAGAAUGACAUAGUGUUUAAAGCAUGGUUGCAAAAGAAGAGAGAGCAGGUGCUAGAAAUGAGGAGAAUUCAACGAGCAAAGGAAAUAGAAAACAUGAACAGUAGAGAAGGCAGAGAUCCACAUCUAGCAUUUCGGUUAUGGCUUAAAAAAAAGCAUGAUGAGCAGAUGAAAGAAAGAAGGACAGAAGAACUCAGAAGGCAGGAAGAAUGCUUGUUCUUUCUUAAAGGAACAGAAGGCCGUGAAAGAGCUUUCAAACAAUGGCUAAGGAGGAAACGCAUAGAGAAACUAGCAGAGCAACAAGCUUUGAAAGAACGAAGCAGACAGCUCCGACUUGAAGCAAAGCGUUCCAAACAGUUACAGAACAGUUACACUAUGUCAGAAGCCAAAGCUUUUCGUUUUACUGAUCACUACCACUGA